Messenger RNA from Rhea pennata, 1002 nucleotides. It is a transcript of the gene CASP3, whose product is annotated as caspase 3. Gene Ontology annotation, biological process: keratinocyte differentiation; proteolysis; erythrocyte differentiation. Gene Ontology annotation, cellular component: cytoplasm. Bases 150 to 998 code for a protein of 282 amino acids. NCBI's taxonomy places the organism in Eukaryota, Metazoa, Chordata, Aves, Rheiformes, Rheidae. The transcript is spliced from 7 exons. The record is from RefSeq and is a predicted model, not a curated record.
CCCGCCGCGAGGCGGGGCGCUCGCACAACGCGGUGGCUCUUCCUAGCGGCGGGCGGCUCCUUCCCUCGCUGCCCGGCUCCGGGAGAGGCCAGCUGGGGAGCGGAGCGCCGCGCCGCGGGAGAGCCCGUGGCUGAUAAUUAAGAGCCAUAAUGACAGAUGCAAGAGAUGGACGGCAGUCAGGGGAAGAUGUGUCAGAUGCAAAAUCUUUUCCUGGUUCCAAAGGAAAGAGCCUGCCUGUUAGCAAAUCCAUGGACUCUGGAAUGCUGCCAGACUACAGUUACAGAAUGGACUAUCCAGAAAUGGGAGAAUGUGUAAUAAUAAACAACAAGAACUUCCACCGAGAGACUGGAAUGUUACCUCGUUCAGGUACCGAUGCAGAUGCUGCAAGUGUCAGAGAAGUUUUUAUGAAGUUAGGAUAUAAAAUCAAGCUUAACAAUGAUCUUUCAUGCAGGGACAUCUUUAAACUACUGAAAAACACUUCUGAAGAAGAUCACAGCAAGAGAAGCAGUUUUGUUUGUGUAUUGCUAAGCCAUGGUGAAGAAGGACUAAUCUAUGGUACAGACGGUCCUCUUGAACUGAAAGUACUAACAAGCCUUUUCAGAGGUGAUAAGUGCAGGAGUUUGGCAGGAAAACCCAAACUCUUCUUCAUUCAGGCUUGUAGAGGGACAGAAUUAGAUUCGGGUAUUGAGACAGACAGUGGAUCAGAUGAACCAAUGUGUCAAAAAAUACCUGUAGAAGCAGACUUCCUGUAUGCAUAUUCUACUGCUCCAGGCUAUUACUCCUGGAGAAAUGCAGCUGAAGGCUCCUGGUUUAUUCAGUCACUAUGUAGAAUGCUGAGGGAACAUGCAAGGAAACUUGAACUCAUGCAGAUUCUAACUCGAGUAAAUCGCGCAGUGGCAGAAUAUGAAUCCUGCUCAACUCGGCAGGAUUUUAAUGCAAAAAAACAGAUUCCAUGCAUUGUUUCUAUGCUCACCAAAGAAUUUUACUUCCCUUACUGAAAAA